This is a messenger RNA of Candidozyma haemuli, 1722 nucleotides long. RefSeq names its product Gly-Xaa carboxypeptidase. The coding region runs from base 1 to 1722 and encodes 573 amino acids. Gene Ontology annotation, molecular function: metallocarboxypeptidase activity. The transcript has a single exon. Gene Ontology annotation, cellular component: fungal-type vacuole lumen. The record is from RefSeq and is a predicted model, not a curated record. NCBI's taxonomy places the organism in Eukaryota, Fungi, Ascomycota, Pichiomycetes, Serinales, Metschnikowiaceae.
AUGAUUGGGCUUCCAGACGACAACAAGAAGAGAAGCAAGAAGUAUGGCAUUGGAGCCAUUGCCGCUGUUUUAGUGGUUGCUCUUUUGUUCUGUACCAAUCUCUUCUCUUAUAUUAGAAUCGCAAUUACCUCCUCGGAGUCUGAUGUCUGUCCAAUUAUUGAUAUUUACAGACCAAAGCUGUUCUACAAGGACAAUUCCACGGUCCAUGAUAUUAUCUUUGGUAAGAAGUUCAGAAAGGAGUCUGCCGAGAAGAUGACCAAGGCUGUUCAGGUGGACACUCAGAUCUAUGACGAUCCUCCAGCCGUGGACGACGAUCCUGAGUACUGGAAGAAGUUCAUCAAGUUCCAUGAGUACUUGGAAGAAACUUUCCCUACUGUUUACGAGAACUUGGAAGUCACCAAGGUCAACACCUAUGGUCUUGUCUUCUACUGGAAGGGUACUAACCCAGACCUUAAGCCAUUGAUGUUGGCUGCUCACCAGGACGUUGUUCCAGUGCAAGAAGAUACCGUGGGUGACUGGACUUACCCACCUUUCUCGGGCCACUUUGACGGUGAAAACUUGUACGGUCGUGGUUCGGUCGAUUGCAAGAACGUGCUUGUUUCGAUCAUGGAAACCUUUGAGCUUUUGUUGAGCAAGAACUUCACUCCAGAAAGAGGUGUUAUUGCUGCAUUCGGAAUGGACGAGGAAGUUUCUGGCUGGCACGGUGCUGAAUCCAUCGCUCACUACUUGGAGAAGAGAUUCGGCAAGAACUCUAUUUACGGUAUCAUUGACGAGGGCGCUGGUAUUGCCACAAGCCCCUUUACUGGAGGUCUCGUUGCCAUGAUUGGUACAGGUGAAAAGGGUUACGUCGAUGUUGAUGUUUUCCUCACCACUCCUGGUGGUCACUCUUCCAUGCCACCUGACUACACUUCAAUUGGUAUUGUUUCCGAAUUGGCUUAUGCAAUUGAACAGGACCCUUUCAAACCGCUCCUUUCGGAGAAGAACCCAACUUUGGGUCUCUUGCAAUGCUCCGCUGCCCAUGACCACCAAGGAAACUUGCCAAAGUUGCUCAAGAAGCUGAUUUUGCGUGCUGGAUACGACAAGGUCGCUAACUCCAUUGUAGUGAAGGCAUUGGCUAAGCAUAUUGCAUCUCGUUACUUGAUCCAAACCUCGCAAGCAAUGGACAUUAUCAAGGGUGGUGAGAAGAAUAAUGCUUUGCCCGAAUCUGUCAGAUUGCUUGUUAACCACAGAGUCGCUAUUGAGACUGAAAUCGAUGAGGUUCUCAAGCAGUUUACUGACAGAGUCAUUCGUGUUGCUAAGAAACACGAUAUCGGCCUUAUCGCAUUUGGUGAAGAAUUACUUGAGCCUACAGCCAAGGGACUGUUCGUUUUGAAGGUGUCCGGAAAGAUCACAAACACUGCUCCUGUCACCCCUAAGGAGGAUACGCUUUGGAACUUUAUUGGUGGUGUUACCAGGCAUAUCUUUGAAGACUAUGUCUUCACUGAUUUGAAGGACCCAAUCGUGGUUGCUCCAAGUAUUAUGACCGGUAAUACCGACACAAGACAUUACUGGAACUUGACUGACCACAUCUACAGGUACAGUCCUAUGCACUAUGAAGACCCCAUCAAGGACACUAAGAUUCACAGUGUUGAUGAGCACCUCUUGUACGACAACCACUUGCACAUGAUUGCCUUCUUCUACGAGUUCAUUCAGCUGAUCCAGGAGCACAAUAGUGAUGCCUAA